Messenger RNA from Paraglomus brasilianum, 1737 nucleotides. NCBI's taxonomy places the organism in Eukaryota, Fungi, Glomeromycota, Glomeromycetes, Paraglomerales, Paraglomeraceae. The record is from the annotation of a GenBank genome assembly.
GUAUUGCUAGGAUAUUUACCUACCGAUAAAAGAAAAUGGGCGCAAGUUCUUGCUGAACAACGAGCAACAUAUUAUAGCUUCGUGCGUGAUUUGCUGGCGGAUCCAUACGAAGAAUAUGGCUUUUCAGGACAAGACGAUCAUGUAAAUACUCCAAAACCUCUGAAUUCCGCUCCCAAUUCAAAAUGGGCAGAAUAUUUUGCUGAUAAUAUAAUUCUCGAGCAAAUCGACAAGGACGUACGACGAACUCUCCCGGAUCUUGCCUUUUUCCAAUCGCCUGUGCCUCAAAGUCCCCUGAGUCCGUUGAGUCCUAGACUCGCUCCACUAGCAAUGAACAGAUUGAAUGGUGCACGGUCACCUUCUAUACUCGAUGCAUUAGAUUCCAUUAAUGAUGACGUUAGCAGUGUGGUUAGCAGGGAUAGCGACACGGUCGUUGGAUUUAAUGGUCUGGGUACCGAUGGGGUUGCCGCAUUGGGAAUGACUCACAGCAAUGGUACAUCGUCUUCGUUAACGUCAGAAACCACAGCUACAAGUGAAAUUCGUUCGGUGCCGUCUACACCUCGUCGACCAAUGGCAAUUGACGUCGAUGCGGCUUUGACCGAGACUGUGAUGCCUAUUCCCACUCGCAGGUCUAUAUUCAAGCGGGUUCAGCACCUAAAUAAAGAUUUUAGACGUCCUGGAUCUCCUUCACUUGGAAAUGCUGCAUGUGAUGAUGAUGAUGUCAUUGAUCUGCAUUGGGAGGCUAUCGAGCGGAUACUGUUUAUCUAUGCCAAGUUGAAUCCUGGAAUUGGAUAUGUUCAAGGAAUGAACGAAAUUCUAGGGCCUAUUUAUUAUACAAUGGCAAACGAUGAUGAUGAAGAAGGAAAAGCACAUGCUGAAGCAGAUUCGUUCUUUGUAUUUACUCUCCUGAUGGCUGACAUAAGGGAUCACUUUGUCAGAACUCUCGAUUCCGAUGACCUCAAUGGAAUAGGUGCUACCAUGUCAAAACUCAGCAAGAGACUCAAGCUAUAUGCACGUGAUCAAUGGGAGGAUAUGGAACAGAAAUCCCUUCUUCCUACAUACUAUGCAUUUAGAUGGCUCACUGUGCUAUGUGCCCAGGAAUUUGCUCUUCCCGAAGUUAUUCGUUUGUGGGACUCUGUAUUUGCCGAUCGUAGUGUUGGAGAAGGUGGAUUCGAAUUUCUCCUUGAUUUUUGCUGUGCAAUGAUCAUAUGUAUUAAAGACGAAUUAUUGGAUGGAUCGUUUGCGGAUAAUAUCAAAUUGCUUCAGAACUAUCCAAUUCAAGAUCCCACAAUAGUACUCCAGAAAGCGUAUGGACUUCGUGAAGCACGACUUUUAGCUCAACUUAACGGAGACUCGGACGCAUCAAGCGACGAAGAAGAUUACAUCCCAAUAGCACAAAAUGGACGAUCCAACAAUAACGAUUGGCUUUCAUUCUCACCACGCAACACGUUCGCCAAUGCCACCUUUUUUAAACGGUCAAACAACAAUUCCAACGAAACUCAAAAAAGCGUGUUUCCGUUCAGCAUCGGAAAUAACAGUUCCACUUCUGUACAGCAGCGUAUGCACACUGUUGCCGGUGAAACUAGAAGCAAGGCAUCCGUGCUGCUACGAAAAAUGAAGGGGGCAAUGUCGAACGUACCUGCGACUGGAAUUGCUGCGGUACCAACAAAAGGUGCACCCAGAUUGGCUGGUAGAUUUUCCGUUUGGAAACGAAAUACUUUUACUCCCACACCAUCAUAA